Molecule: messenger RNA, 13923 nt
Organism: Poecile atricapillus (Black-capped chickadee)
Lineage: Eukaryota; Metazoa; Chordata; Aves; Passeriformes; Paridae
Gene: DNAH8
Product: dynein axonemal heavy chain 8
Exons: 92
Biological process (GO): microtubule-based movement
Cellular component (GO): dynein complex
Molecular function (GO): ATP binding; ATP hydrolysis activity; dynein intermediate chain binding
Source: RefSeq, a predicted model, not a curated record
AUGGCAGGAGUACCAAAAAAUGCUAAAAAAGGUUCAGCCACUGGAGAAGAUGUAUCCAGAUCUUCUCAACCUGCUCAACGAAUAGCGAGCCUUUCCUCUUCACAAGGGUCUCGUUCUUUUGGAAGUCAAAGUUUGUCCAAGUUUUACCGCCCUAGUGGAGUUCCAAGUGUGCAAAGUUUCAAAGCAAGAAAGAUUCAAUACGAAAAAGCAAGAGAAAAUCGAAGAGCAAAAGUUAAUGCUUCAUAUAAAUAUAUAUUUGAAGUUCUCAGUGCCAGGGUAGGCCUAGACUUACAAGCUGUAGAAGAAAUGAUAUUGGAUGUCCCUUCGUUUGAUGCCUUUGAUUCCUUUUUUGACAAGGGAGGAAGAAAAUCAUUGAAAAUUUUCUAUCAAGAAGGAGAUCCACGAGGAAUAGAGUGUGGUCGGGUAAUUCCAGGUGUUGAAAAAGGAAGUAAAAUUUUGCAAUUUUAUGUGGAGAGGACACCAGACAAGAUAGAAGGACUAUGCUUAUAUUUCAUUCGCUAUAAGAAUGACACAUCCAUAAAUGAAAAAACUAUACAUGAGGAAAUUUCCUUUGGUGUUUUGGAUGCCACUGAUGGAGUCUUGCGUGGUGUUAAAGAUGUAAUAGAAAAAGUUUUUCUCCCUGCUAUCCUUGCAACAAGUAAUUGGGGUAAUUUAGGUCAAUCCAAAGAGGAUACAAAAGAUAAACAGAAUUUUGUGGAAACAAUUAAGAAAUACAUUUCAUUUUUAGGAGGUGCUGCAGCAUGCAUUGAAGGAACAGUUGAAUUGAAAAAAAUAGAUUACAUUAACUUUUCUGAACUCGAGACCUUUGAUAAAAUAACUGCAGCUGCUGACAAUUAUGACACAGUUCACCAGCUAGAGGAAGUACUUAUGAUAUGGUGUAGACAAAUUGAACAUGUUCUGAUUGAGAGCAAACAGUUAAGGAGAGAAGCUAAGGAUUCAGGUCCUUUGAUGGAACUGGAGAACUGGAAAUACACAUCUGCUAAAUUGAACUUUAUUAUCGAACAGGUCAAAGGACAAAACUGUAAAGCUGUUAUUAAUGUUCUGAAGGUGGCACACUCUAAAAUACUAAAGACAUGGCAAGAAUUAGAUGGCAAAAUCACAGAUGCAGCAAAUGAAUCAAAGGAUAAUGUGAAAUACCUAGGCACACUUGAAAAAGUUUGUCAGCCACUUUAUACAACUGAUGUUGUAUUAAUGACACAGGGAAUACCAAACUUGAUAAAGGCUGUACAAAUGGUUCACCGUGUUUCAAAAUACUACAAUACUUCUGAGAGAAUUACAUCAUUGCUUAUAAAGGUUACAAACCAAAUGGUCACAACAUGUAAAGCAUACAUUACAGAUGCUGGCUUGAAUCGAGUCUGGGAUCAGGAGACUCCAGUAGUCAUUGGAAAAAUCCAUGAAUGCAUAUGUCUGUUGAAAGAAUAUCAGAGAUGCUUCCAUGAAGCUAAGCAAGAGACUUCAGAAAAUCUAGGAGAAAAGGCAUUGGAAGUAUCAGAAAUGUACAUUUUUGGAAAAUCUGAAGCUUUUUGUAGGAGGUUAGAAAAAAUAAUGAAGAUGAUAGCUGUAGAACAGAAUUUUAAUGCUCUGACUCUGUGUGCAGUUGAAGGUAUAGAUCUUAUGGCAGUAAAAUUCAAAAAUAUCUACCACAUUUUUCAAAAGAAACCAUAUGACACUCUUGAUCCACAAGUAACAGAAUUUGAUGUGGAUUUUGUGAAAUUCAUGUCAGAAGUUGAACGUUUAGAGACACAGCUACAGACUUUUAUGCGUACCUGUUUUCGGAAAAUUUUGUCUUCACAGAAUUCCCUUCAGUUACUUCAAAGGUUUCAAAAUCUGAAUAUGCCAUGCCUUCAAGAAGAAACAGCACAUAUAGUUAGUUGUAUUCUUCAACAUUAUGUAGCAGAACUUGAAACCACUAAAAAGCUUUACCAAACUCAGAAAGAUGACCCUCCUCUUGCUCGAAACAUGCCACCUAUUACAGGAAAGAUACUGUGGGUGAGACAGCUAUUCAGAAGGGUAAAUGAACCAAUCAGCUAUUUCCACAAACAUUCAGAUAUCUUGGCAAGUCCAGAAGGUAAAGCAGUUGUUCAAUCAUACAACAAACUUGCAUAUGUAUUGGUGGAGUUUGAGGUAGUCUAUCAUAACGCGUGGAUGAAGGAAAUUUCGCAAUUACAAUAUCCCUUACAGUCCACAAUAUUUGUGCGUCAUCCUACAACUGAGAAGCUCCUGGUUAAUUUUGAUGGCCAAAUUCUAGAGAUUGUGCGGGAGACGAAAUGUAUGAUAAAGUUGGGUCUGGAAGUACCAGAGCAGGCAGUCAAGAUAGCAGUAAUGGAAGAUAAAUUGAAGUCAAACAAGUUGCAGUUAGAGAGUCUUGUCCAGUCUUUUGAAGAUUUGCAUAAAGGAACACCAAACAUGUUUGUAAAUCUGCUGACACCAAAAAUGGAAAAGAUGGAAGGUGUGUUGAGGCAAGGACUUACCAUGUUGACUUGGUCAUCUGUCACACUGGAAACUUUCUUUCAAGAAGCUGAUCAAGUUCUGCAUAUUUUUAGACAGCUUUUGAGAAGGGUUAAUAUUAUAAGUGACGUGCGGAUUGGUUUAAUAUUAAAAGAAAUAUCAAAUACUUCUUUAGUGAGCUUGCCAGUAGAUGGUCCUAUCAAAAUAGAGGAUCUAUUGACUGACAAUGAGGCUUAUACUAAAGAAUGUGCUGAGUUACUGAACAUAAAAAGCAUGCACAUUGAAGAUGCUGUUCAAGAUUUAAUAGAUCUAUUUGAAAAGAAUUAUGAAUUUCCAUCUCCUAAGCCUUCAGAAUCACAAGGAAAAGAAAAACAUAUAGCAUUUGAAGGUAAAGAGAGGGAGAAAGAAAAAACUCCUGCUGAAGGAUCUCAAAGUGAUGAUAGCAAGGGCAGUGAUAAAGAAGAAGAGUUUAAAAAGAACUGUAAAGACUUACUUGCCUAUUUCAGUCGCCGGCUGCUAAUCAGCCUCCAGAAAGCAACCCGACUGUCUUUGGAUCGUAUUAAAAGAAGAAUGAGUGUUCCAAUGUAAGUUGCAAAUGAAAGCAAAUCUGAGGACAUCACGCCUUUUCUAAAAGCAGAAAUACACCUUGAUAUUCCCAACCUGGUAAUUGUUCCCAGUUUAGAUGAUAUACAGCACGCCAUCAAUCGCAUGAUUCAGUUAACAUUGGAAGUAAGUCGUGGAGUUGCUCAGUGGGGACAGAGACAUUUGCAAAAGUCUAUUUUAAAAACAGAACCAAACACACAGCAAGCAGCUUCUUCAGGCUUUGGAUCACAAGGAAAAAAAGUCAAAAAAGGGGAAAAAGGAACUGAUGAUACGGUUGUCAGAAAGCUAAAAAAUUUUUAUGCAGGUGUUGCAGAAAAUGAAGCUAUUACUAAAAUAAUUGUGCUUCUCUCUUCUGCUGGGAAUUCUCUAAAAGAAGGAGUUAGUGAAGCUCUGCAAGAGUUUGAUAGAUAUAAGGUGCUGUGGACAGAAGAUAAAGAUACCAAAUUUCAGGAAUUUUUUGCUACUGAUCCCUCUCUGUCUGAAAUUAAAGAAGAAAUAGUUCACUACGAUAUGUUUGAGCAAGAGAUGAAAAAUUUAAAACCCGUUAUUCUUCUUGGUCCAGUUGAAUUGCACACAGGACCACUGAAAAAAGCUUUAGCAAUUGAAGCUAGUUCCUGGAAGAUGGUCCUCUGUCAUUAUUUAAAUGAAGAAUAUAAAACAAAAUUGCUAAACCUGGUGUCAUUCAUAAAUGAACACCUGAACAAAUUGUCUCGACCUCUGUCUGACUUAGAUGAUGUCAGAUUAGCAAUGGAAGCUUUAUCUGCCAUUCAAGAAAAGAGAUCAGAUAUAGAUAUGUCUAUGGGACCUAUUGAGGAAGCCUACGGCAUUUUAAAUGCAUUUAAAGUGGAAAUUACGAAAGAGGAAUCAGAAGGCGUUGAUUCAAUGAGAUAUGCUUUUAAUAAAUUAAAUAACCAAGCUACUGCAGUUCAAGAUGAGUUGGUUGAAGUUCAGCCCAAAUUUAAGAGUGAUUUGCUAGAAGCAGUUGCAGCUUUUCAGGAGGAUGUAUCACACUUUGAAACAGCAUAUGAAACGGAAGGGCCUAUGGUUCCAAGCAUUCCACCUCAGGAAGCCAGUAAGAGGCUGCAGAUCUUUCAGGCUAACUUUGAUGAGCUGUGGAGAAAGUUUAUCACGUACUCAUCUGGUGAACGGUUGUUUGGAUUACCUGUCACAGAGUAUGACAUUUUGCAUAAAGUCAGGAAGGAGUUAAGCUUGCUUCAGAAAUUGUAUGGAUUAUAUGAUACUGUAAUAAGCACUAUCAAUGGUUACUAUGACAUACUUUGGACAGAGAUAGAUAUUGAAAAAAUCAGUACUGAACUUACGGAUUUUCAAACCAGGUGCCGUAGACUACCUAAAGGCCUCCACCACUGGCAAGCAUUUUCAGAUCUCAAGAAAAGAAUUGAGGAUUUUAUUGAGUGUUGUUCUUUGCUGGAAAUGAUGUCUGACAAAGCAAUGAAGCAAAGACACUGGGAUCGUAUUUCUGAAACAACAGGACAUCUAUUUGAUGUAGAAUCUGAGACCUUUUGCCUUCGAAACAUCAUGGAAGCACCAAUUCUUAAAAAUAAAGAAGAUAUUGAGGAUAUAUGCAUUUCUGCUAUGAAGGAAAAGGAUAUAGAAGCCAAACUGUCUCAAGUAGCUGAAACCUGGGGAGCCCAAAGUCUGAGCUUUGCACAGUUCAAAUCAAGAGGAGAGUUACUGUUAAAGGGAAUUGAAUCAGCAGAAAUUAUGAUAUUGAUGGAGGACAGUUUAAUGGUUCUGGAUUCUCUACUGUCCAAUAGAUACAAUACGGCAUUUAAAAAGCAAAUUCAGAGCUGGGUUUAUAAACUAAGCAACUCUUCACACAUAAUUGAAGAAUGGCUGGUUGUGCAGAACCUAUGGAUUUAUCUUGAAGCUGUUUUUGUAGCAGGAGAUAUUGCAAAAGAGUUACCCCAGGAAGCAAAGCGUUUUCAGAAUAUUGACAAAUCAUGGGUAAAAAUAAUGCAACGAGCUCAUGAAAAUGCAAAUGUAGUUGCCUGCUGUGUUGGAGAUGAUACUAUGGAGCAACUUCUUCCUCAUUUACAUGAACAGUUGGAAGUAUGUCAGAAAUCACUUACAGGUUAUUUAGAGAAGAAAAGACUGCUGUUUCCAAGAUUCUUUUUUAUUUCUGAUCCUGCACUUGUUGAAAUUCUUGGACAAGCAAGUGAUUCUCAUACAAUCCAGCCACAUCUGACUUCCAUAUCUGACAACAUAAAUGAAGUAGAGUUUCACCCAAAGGAUUAUGAUCGCAUACUGGCAGUCAUAUCAAGAGAAGGAGAAAAAAUUCCAUUGGACACUCCAGUGAUUGCAAAAGGACCAGUAGAAAUUUGGCUGAAGAUUUUAUUGCAAAUGCAGCAGAAGUCAUUGCAUGGCAUAAUUAGGGCAGCAUUUUACCAAAUUAGUGACCCAGGAUAUCAGUUGUUGAAUUUUCUUAAUCAAUUCCCAGCACAGGUUGGAUUACUGGGAAUUCAAAUACUGUGGACACGUGAUGGAGAAGAAGCUCUACGCACUGCUAAGGAUGACAAAAAAAUCAUGGAUGUCACCAAUGCUAGAUUUCUGGAUAUUCUGAAUACAUUGAUUGGCCAGACCACACAGGAUCUUUCCAAGUUUGAGAGAGUGAAAUUUGAAACACUUAUUACCAUUCAUGUGCAUCAGCGUGAUAUUUUUGAUGAUUUGGUAAAAAUGAACAUCAAAACACCAACUGAUUUUGAGUGGUUAAAGCAGUCUAGAUUCUACUAUAAAGAGGAUUAUGAUCACGUCAUCGUAGCAAUUACAGAUGUUGAUUUUAUUUACCAAAAUGAAUUUCUGGGUUGCACUGAUCGUCUGGUUAUAACACCUCUUACAGACAGGUGCUAUAUAACUUUAGCACAAGCUUUGGGAAUGAACAUGGGAGGAGCUCCAGCAGGACCAGCUGGAACUGGUAAAACAGAAACAACGAAAGACAUGGGAAAGGCUCUGGGAAAAUACGUAGUAGUCUUUAAUUGCUCUGAUCAAAUGGACUUCAGAGGUUUGGGCAGGAUUUUCAAAGGUCUUGCACAGUCUGGAUCUUGGGGAUGUUUUGAUGAAUUCAAUAGAAUCGAGUUGCCUGUCUUGUCAGUAGCCGCGCAACAAAUCUAUAUUAUUUUAACAGCAAGAAAAGAAAAAAAAAAACAGUUCAUUUUUUCUGAUGGAGACUGUGUAGAUUUAAAUCCAGAGUUUGGAAUUUUCCUAACUAUGAAUCCUGGAUAUGCUGGGCGUCAAGAGCUACCAGAAAACCUCAAAAUUCAGUUUAGAACUGUUGCAAUGAUGGUUCCAGAUAGACAGAUAAUUAUAAGGGUUAAACUUGCAAGUUACGGAUUUAUUGAUAAUGUGGUCUUGGCUAAGAAAUUCUUUGUUCUUUAUAAACUUUGUGAGGAGCAGCUCACUAAGCAGGUCCAUUAUGACUUUGGUCUGAGGAAUAUCCUUUCAGUACUGAGGACUCUUGGAGCUCAAAAGAGAGCCAGGCCAACUGAAGGUGAAUUAAGUAUUGUCAUGAGAGGGUUAAGAGAUAUGAAUCUUUCUAAACUGAUAGAUGAAGAUGAGCCUUUGUUUCUCAGUCUUAUCAAUGAUCUUUUCCCGGGGUUGCAGUUGGACAGCAGUACCUAUGAUGAGCUUCAGGCUGCAGUAGCUCAUCAGGUUGAAGAGGCAGGAUUGGUUAACCAUCCACCAUGGAAUCUUAAGCUUGUUCAGUUAUAUGAAACUAAUCUGGUACGUCAUGGAUUGAUGACACUUGGACCUAGUGGGUCUGGCAAAACGAUGGUCAUAACAGUAUUAAUGAAAGCACUCACAGAAUGUGGCCAACCUCAUAAGGAAAUGCGCAUGAACCCCAAAGCUAUUACUGCUCCUCAAAUGUUUGGAAAACUAGAUGCUGCAACUAAUGACUGGACAGAUGGAAUCUUUUCUACUCUGUGGAGGAAAACACUGAAAACCAAAAAGGGUGAAAAUGUGUUUCUGGUUUUAGAUGGUCCUGUAGAUGCAAUCUGGAUUGAGAAUUUAAAUUCAGUUUUGGAUGAUAACAAGACCCUCACUCUUGCAAAUGGAGAUCGAAUUCCUAUGUCUCCUUCAUGUAAACUGUUAUUUGAGGUCCACAACAUUGAGAAUGCCUCUCCAGCAACAGUUUCUCGAAUGGGUAUGGUCUUCAUCAGUUCUUCUGUCCUCAGCUGGAGACCAAUAUUGCAGGCAUGGCUGAAAAAACGUACUUCUCAAGAAGCUGAACUUUUGCAAAGUUUAUAUGACAGAAUCUUUGAACCAGCAUAUACAUAUAUGAAACUAAACCUUAACCCCAAAAUGGAGCUUCUGGAAUGUAACUACAUUAUGCAGUCCAUUAAUCUUCUGGAGGGCUUGAUUCCAUUGAAGGAAGAACGUGGUGUAUCAGCUACAAAUCUUCUGCAUAAAUUGUUCAACUUUGCAAUAAUGUGGAGUUUAGGUGCCCUUCUGGAGCUGGACAGUCGAGAUAAACUUGAAGCCUUCAUUAGAGCUCAUGAUAAUAAAUUAGACUUACCGAAAAUCCCUCGUGGCAGCAAUCAAACGAUGUAUGAGUUUUAUGUUAGUGAUCGUGGUGCCUGGGAGCACUGGAGUAAAAGAGUUCAGGAAUUUGUUUAUCCAACAGAUCAUGUCCCAGACUAUGCAUCUAUUCUGGUUCCAAAUGUUGAUAAUACCAGAACUCAGUUUUUGAUAAACACAAUUGCAAAGCAAAAGAAAGCUGUUUUGCUCAUAGGAGAACAGGGGACUGCAAAGACAGUCAUGAUUAAGGGAUAUAUGAAGAGAUAUGACCCAGAAGAGCAUUUGUCAAAAAGUCUAAACUUUUCAUCUGCCACAGAACCAUUUAUGUUUCAGAGGACAAUAGAGAGUUAUGUGGACAAACGUGUUGGAAGUACUUAUGGACCUCCUGGGGGCAGAAAGAUGACUAUUUUUAUUGAUGAUAUCAAUAUGCCAUUUAUCAAUGAAUGGGGAGAUCAGAUAACAAAUGAAAUUGUCCGUCAGAUGAUGGAAAUGAGAGGAAUGUACAGCUUGGAUAAACCUGGAGACUUCCUUACAAUUGUAGAUGUACAAAUAAUAGCAGCAAUGAUACAUCCUGGAGGAGGCCGUAACGAUAUUCCCCAGCGUUUAAAAAGACAGUUUUGUGUAUUCAAUUGUACAUUGCCGUCCAACACAUCCAUCGACAAAAUUUUUGGUAUUAUUGCCACUGGAUACUUUCAUCCCUGUAGAGAAUUCAACCCUGAAGUAUGUAAUAUGGUGGAAAAAUUGGUCUCAACAGGAAGAAUAUUGUGGCAACAGACAAAGGCAAAGAUGUUACCCACACCAUCUAAAUUCCACUAUAUCUUCAACCUUCGAGAUCUUUCUAGAAUUUGGCAAGGAAUGUUAACUAUAAAGGCAGAAGAAUGCAACACCAGCACUGUUAUCUUAAGACUUUUUAAACAUGAAUGUACCAGAGUAAUUGCUGACAGGUUUAAUACACCUGAAGAUACAGUCUGGUUUGAACAAACUAUUGAUAAAACAAUUGAGGAAUAUGUGGAGGCAGAUUUAAGCGAAGUUCUCCAAGCUGAACCAUAUUUUGUAGAUUUUUUACGGGAUGAGCCUGAGGCAACUGGUGAAGAAGCAGAAGAUGUUGAGCUUCAGGCACCAAAAAUUUAUGAGGAGAUUCCAAGCUAUGAAUUCCUUUGUAACAAGUUGCGGGCAUAUCAGUCACAAUACAAUGAAAAUAUUAGAGGGUCGUUUCUUGAUUUGGUGUUUUUUAAGGAUGCAAUGACACAUCUUAUUAAGGUUUCCCGAAUUAUUCGGACAGCAUAUGGAAAUGCUUUACUUGUUGGAGUUGGUGGUUCUGGAAAACAAAGCCUUUCAAAGUUAGCCUCCUUCAUUGCUGGCUAUAAAAUAUUUCAGAUCACUUUAACCAGAUCCUAUAAUGUAACCAAUCUGUCAGAAGAUUUGAAAGUAUUGUAUAGAACAGCUGGACAGGAAGGACAAGGUAUCACCUUUAUUUUCACUGAUAAUGAGAUAAAAGAGGAAUCCUUUUUGGAAUAUGUAAAUAAUCUGCUGUCAUCAGGAGAGAUUUCUAGUUUAUUUGCUCGGGAUGAAUUGGAUGAAAUCACCCAAGCAUUAAUACCUGUGAUGAAAAAAGAGCUGCCUCGGCAUCCUCCUACCUUUGACAAUCUUUAUGAGUACUUUUUAAGUCGGGCAAAGAAGAACUUGCAUGUUGUCCUCUGCUUUUCUCCAGUUGGUGAGAAGUUCCGUGCACGUUCUUUGAAAUUUCCUGGUCUGAUAUCAGGGUGCACCAUGGAUUGGUUCAGUCGAUGGCCCAGGGAAGCUCUUGUAGCUGUGUCCAACUAUUUUCUUUCAGAAUUUAAUAUGGUCUGUGCUCCAUCAGUUAAAACAGAAAUAGUACAAACCAUGGGUCUCUUUCAUGAUAUUGUUUCAGAAAGCUGUGAGAAUUAUUUCCAAAGGUAUCGAAGACGAGCUUACGUAACACCUAAAUCCUACCUCUCUUUCAUCAAUGGCUACAAAGAGGUUUACACUGAGAAGUUAGAUAGCAUUAAUGAACAGGCUGAACGUAUGCAAACUGGUCUGUCCAAGCUGAUGGAAGCCAGUGAAUCUGUUGCUAAACUCUCUAAGGACUUGGCUAUUAAGGAGAAGGAGCUGGCUGUGACAUCUAUUAAGGCAGAUAAAGUACUAGAAGAAGUCAAAGAAAGUGCUGAAGCUGCAACUAAAAUAAAACUUGAAGUCCAGGGUGUGAAAGAUAAAGCACAAAAGAUUGUGGAUGCAAUUGAUAUAGAAAAACAGGAAGCAGAGAAAAAACUGGAGGCAGCUAAACCAGCACUAGAAGAAGCAGAAGAAGCUCUGAAAACCAUCAGACCAGAGGAUAUCGCUACUGUUAGAAAACUCGCAAAACCUCCUCACCUCAUUAUGAGGAUCAUGGACUGUUGUCUGCUCCUAUUUCAAAAGAGACUGGAUCAAGUUACCAUGGAUCCAGAAAAGCCUUGCUGCAAGCCAUCAUGGGGAGAAUCAUUAAAACUUAUGAGUGGCCCAUUCUUGAACAACCUACGGAACUUUGCUAGGGAUACAAUCAAUGAUGAGACAGUAGAAUUAGUCCAGCCUUAUUUUGAAAUGGAAGACUAUACACUGCAACAUGGUAAAAAGGUGUGUGGCAACGUGGCAGGACUCCUCUCUUGGACACAAGCCAUGGUGGUAUUUUAUGGUGUUAACAGAGAAGUCUUGCCUCUUAAGGCUAACCUGGCAAAACAAGAAGGUCGCCUGAAAAUAGCGAAUGCAGAAAAAGAUAAGGCUCAGGCAGAGUUAGAUGAAAAGCAAGCUGAACUGGAUAAAGUGCAGGCAAAGUUUGAUGCAGCAAUGAAGGAGAAAAUGGACUUAGAGAAUGAUGCAGAAACAUGCAAAAGAAAAAUGCAAGCAGCCUCUGCUCUUAUAGAUGGACUCAGUGGAGAGAAAGUUAGGUGGACUCAGCAAAGCAAGGAAUUUAAAUCUCAGAUUAAAAGACUUGUGGGAGAUAUAUUGCUCUGCACAGGCUUUCUUUCCUACUGUGGACCUUUUAAUCAAGACUUCAGGAACCUUUUGCUUAAAGACUUAUGGGAAACAGAGUUGAGAGCUCAUAAAAUCCCCUUUUCUGAUGAUUUGAACCUGAUUUCUAUGUUGGUAGAUCAACCAACAAUCAGUGAGUGGAAUCUUCAAGGAUUGCCUGGAGAUCACCUCUCAAUUCAGAAUGGUAUCAUUGUCACUAAGGCAUCAAGAUACCCACUCUUGGUAGACCCGCAAACUCAAGGAAAAGCAUGGGUUAAAAAUAAAGAACAGGAUAAUGAAUUACAGGUAACAACUCUGAAUGACAAGUAUUUCCGACAACACCUAGAAGACAGUCUUUCACUGGGACGAUCACUCCUGAUUGAAGAUAUAGAGGAAGAGUUGGAUCCAGUCCUUGAUAAUAUAUUAGAAAAGAAUUUCAUAAAAUCUGGAUCUGCUUUUAAGGUGAAAGUUGGUGAUAAGGAAGUAGAUGUUAUGAAUUCAUUUAGAUUGUACAUUACUACAAAGCUACCUAAUCCUGCUUUCACACCUGAAAUUAAUGCAAAAACAUCAAUUAUUGAUUUUACUGUUACAAUGAAAGGACUUGAGAAUCAGUUACUGAGAAGAGUAAUACUCACUGAAAAACAGGAACUAGAGGCAGAACGAAUUAAACUCAUGGAAGAUGUAACUUCUAAUAAGAGGAAGAUGAAAGAACUGGAAGACAAUCUUCUUUACAAACUAAGUGCAACCAAAGGUUCACUGGUGGAUGAUGAAUCCUUAAUUGGUGUCCUGCAAAUAACUAAACAAACAGCUGCUGAAAUAGCUGUGAAGUUGUCUGUGGCAGCAGAAACUGAAGUGAAGAUUAACACUGCUCAGGAGGAAUAUCGACCUGUUGCUACACGUGGAAGCAUUCUUUAUUUCCUUCUUACAGCAAUGAGCAUGGUCAAUAAUAUGUAUCAAACUUCACUGGCUCAGUUCUUGAAGCUAUUUGAUCAAUCCAUAGCCAAGUCUAAGAAGUCUCCCGUGGCUCAGAAAAGAAUCUCAAAUAUUAUUGAGCAUCUUACCUUUGAAAUUCACUCAUAUUCUGUUAGAGGCUUGUAUGAAAACCACAAAUUCCUCUUUACCCUCCUUCUGGCUUUAAAAAUUGAUAUUGAGAGAGGGUAUGUGGAAAACAGAGAGUUCCAAACUCUCAUUAGAGGAGGCGCAGCUUUGGAUCUACAGGCUUGCCCACCCAAACCAUGUCGCUGGAUUCUUGACAUGGUAUGGCUGAAUCUAGUAGAGUUGAACAAACUUCCACAGUUUGAAGAAAUUUUGGACCAGAUAGCUGAAAAUGAUAAGGUGUGGAAAAGCUGGUUUGAUAAAGAUGCCCCUGAGGAAGAAAUUAUGCCUGAUGGAUACAGUGAUUCACUUGACACCUUUCGCAAGCUUUUACUCAUCAGGUCUUGGUGUCCAGACCGAACACUUUCCCAAGCCAGGAAAUAUAUUGCAAGCUCCUUGGAUGAGAAAUAUACAGAGCCAGUUAUUUUGAAUUUAAGAAAAACUUGGGAAGAAAGUGACAUGCGAACACCUCUCAUCUGUUUCUUGUCUAUGGGAUCAGACCCAACUGAUCAGAUUAAUUCCUUGUCUAGGAAGCUUAAUUUGGAAUGUAGGACGAUCUCAAUGGGCCAAGGACAAGAGGUUCAUGCACGCAAACUCAUGGAGGUAUCAAUGGAACAGGGAGGCUGGGUGUUACUUCAGAAUUGUCACCUUGGGCUGGAUUUCAUGGAUGAAUUACUGGAGACAAUUCUUACUGCUGAGAUCCAGAAUGACACAUUUCGAGUUUGGAUAACUACUGAACAACAUCCUAAAUUCCCAAUUACACUGCUACAGAUUGCUAUAAAGUUCACAAAUGAACCUCCACAAGGCAUACGUGCUGGACUGAAAAGAACAUUUUCUGGAAUUAGUCAGGAUCUGUUAAAUGUUAGCAACCUGCCAAUGUGGAAACCUUUGCUUUACACUGUAGCUUUCCUGCAUUCUACUGUUCAGGAGCGACGCAAGUUUGGACCUUUGGGUUGGAAUAUUCCCUAUGAAUUUAACUCAGCAGACUUUACAGCCAGUGUUCAGUUCAUACAAAAUCACUUAAAAAAAAUUGACAUCAAGAAGGGGAUAUCAUGGAACACAGUACGCUACAUGAUUGGAGAAGUACAGUAUGGAGGCCGAGUCACAGAUGACUAUGAUAAGCGUCUUCUUAAUUGCUUUGCAAGGGUAUGGUUUAAUGAAAGUAUGUUUGACAGUGCCUUUUGCUUUUAUACUGGGUAUAAAAUUCCAGUUUGCAAAACACUGGAACAGUACUUUGACUACAUCCAGUUACUCCCUGCCAUGGACAGUCCAGAGGUGUUUGGUCUCCAUCCCAAUGCUGAUAUUACAUACCAGAAAAAUACAUCAGCUGAUGUUUUGGAUACUAUUACCAACAUUCAGCCUAAAGAAAGUGGGGGAGGAUCUGGAGAAACUCGUGAAUCAGUUGUUUAUCGCUCAGCUGAAGACAUGCUAGAGAAACUUCCUCCAGAUUACAUACCUCAUGAGGUAAAGGCUCGUUUAGUUAAAAUGGGAGCACUUAACUCUAUGAAUAUUUUUCUUCGUCAAGAAAUUGACCGCAUGCAGAAGGUGAUCACAGUUGUCCGCACCAGCUUGAUUGAUCUGAAACUAGCCAUAGAAGGAACUAUUGUUAUGAGUGAGAAUUUAAGAGAUGCACUUGAUAACAUGUAUGAUGCUCGAAUCCCUCAAGUAUGGAGAAGAGUAUCUUGGGAGUCUUCCACACUUGGCUUCUGGUUUACUGAACUUUUGGAUAGAAAUGCUCAAUUAUCUACUUGGAUAUUUCAAGGAAGACCAAAGGUAUUUUGGAUAACUGGAUUCUUUAAUCCACAAGGAUUCCUGACAGCAAUGAAACAAGAAGCAACUCGAGCACAUAAAGACUGGGCUUUAGAUAAAGUUGCAGUACAUAAUGACGUGCUAAAGCAAACCAGAGAAGAAAUCACAUCAUCUCCUUCAGAAGGAGUAUAUAUCUAUGGGCUCUACUUGGAAGGUGCAGGCUGGGACAAACGAAGAAGCAUACUCAUUGAGUCUACACCAAAGAUUCUUUUUGUCCAGCUGCCUGUGCUCCAUAUGUAUGCUGUUGAUUCCACCAGACCUAGGGAUCCCAAGCUCUAUGUUUGUCCUCUUUACAAAAAGCCCAUGAGGACAGAUUUGAACUUUAUUACAGAGGUAUUUUUAAAAACAGUAAAGUCUCCAGACCACUGGAUCCUGAGAGGAGUGGCCCUUCUCUGUGACAUCAAGUAA